AAAUAUUUGGACAAAUUUUGCAAUGACCGUUCAUAAGCUCAUAAGCUCAACCUUAUGCAUUUUGUAGCUUGUUUGACCUUUUCCAAAGGAGCAAGAUGGCAUUCUUCCAGAAAUUUCUCGAUAAAAUAUGUAAUGAUGACAGCACCAAGGGUUAUAAAGGUGGUCCCGCUGAGACAGCAUACUUUGGAACAAUCAAGGCUGAUCCUAACUUUAAUGCCCAAAAUGAUGCUGCAAAAUUGAAAAAAGCCAUUGAAACCAAAGGUGUGGAUGAAGCCACUAUUGUGGAGGUGCUGGCGAAGAGGAGCAAUGCACAGAGACAACAGAUCAAAGAAGCGUAUCAGCAGAGUGCAGGAAAGCCUUUGGCGAAUGAUUUGAAAAAGGCUCUUAAGUCUCAUUUUGAGGAGGUGGUCCUUGCCUUGUUGAUGACACCACCUGAGUAUGAUGCUUUUGAAAUGAAAAGAGCCAUGAAGAAUCUUGGAACAAAUGAGGCGCUCUUAAGUGAAAUUCUGGGGACCAGAUCAAAUAAGGAGAUCUCAGCAAUGAAGAAUACUUUCAAAGAAGUCUAUGGAGAGCUACUGGAGGAAGAUAUUAAAAGUGAAACUAGUGGACAUCUCGAGACUGUCCUGCUUGCUCUUUGCAAGGCUACCAGGUGCGAGGACCAAAACAUUGACGAUGGACUGGCAAAGAGUGAUGCAAAGACUCUCUUUGAAGCAGGAGAACAUCGUGUUGGCACUGUGUGCUCUGUCCUGAUUGAUGUCCUGACAUCCAGGAGCGAAGCUCAGUUGUGCAAAAUUUUCAAGUAUUAUGGCCAAUACAGCAAGCAGAAUUUUGCUAAAGCCCUGGAGGGUGAGCUGCAUGGAAGCCUUGAGGACUGUCUGAUGACCUUAGUGAAAUCUGCUUGGAAUAAACCUGCCUUCUUUGCAGAAAAGCUCCAUCUGGCUAUGAAGGGAUUGGGAACCAACACUGACACACUGACUAGAAUCAUUGUAAGCCGUUCAGAAAUCGACCUGCUGAAAAUCAUUCAAGAAUACAAGAGGAUGUAUGGCAAAACUCUUCAAGAAGACAUUCUGAAGGAAACUAGUGGAGAUUACGAGAAGAUUCUGCUGGCUCUCUGUGGAACUCAAUAAACAUCUUUUACUCAACUACAUCACAUAAAAAUGUCUGUCAAUUCAUCACAUGGGUGCAUUUUCAGAUGUUAGCACAACUCAGUCUCCAUGGUGUGGUUCAUGAAAAGUGUUUCAUUAAAAUAAAAAAUAAUAAUAAAAAAAAAAUGUCAGUCAUUGUGCAAUUUUAGUGAAUAUUUACUAUAUAUUGCUAUAUGGCUAUUAGUUGCCAUACUUUCAAAGUAUUAUUAUUAUUAUUUUUAGAAAAGUUCCACAGUUUAUUACAUUUACAUGGCAACUGUAUUCUAGUAUUUCAUUGUAACAAAUUACUAUUAAAUCUUGUAAAAUCCUGACACUAUUUUACAAAGCAACACAUGUACUGUUUUCUUUAACAAGUGGCACUUGUACUGUACAAGAAUAAAAGAGCUCUGGCUUGACCUUAUCUACAGUAUGUCUAGUGUCAAUCAAGAGACAAAUUCCACAAGCUCAUCCAUCUACACCGUCUUGUACCACAUGUAGUUAACAAUUUCAUUUCAUAGUUAAGUUUAGUUUUGCAUUAGACUUUCUUUAGGAUAACCACUCAUUAUCC
Messenger RNA from Myxocyprinus asiaticus (Chinese sucker), 1692 nucleotides. Its product is annotated as annexin A1-like. The coding region runs from base 96 to 1127 and encodes 343 amino acids. The transcript has 12 exons. Lineage: Eukaryota; Metazoa; Chordata; Actinopteri; Cypriniformes; Catostomidae. The record is from RefSeq and is a predicted model, not a curated record. Gene Ontology annotation, molecular function: calcium-dependent phospholipid binding; calcium ion binding; cadherin binding involved in cell-cell adhesion. Gene Ontology annotation, biological process: response to interleukin-1; positive regulation of cell migration involved in sprouting angiogenesis; regulation of inflammatory response. Gene Ontology annotation, cellular component: plasma membrane; cytoplasm.